Messenger RNA from Amyelois transitella, 907 nucleotides. It is a transcript of the gene Dlc90F, whose product is annotated as dynein light chain Tctex-type. Lineage: Eukaryota; Metazoa; Arthropoda; Insecta; Lepidoptera; Pyralidae. Gene Ontology annotation, cellular component: cytoplasm; cytoplasmic dynein complex. The record is from RefSeq and is a predicted model, not a curated record. The transcript is spliced from 3 exons. Gene Ontology annotation, molecular function: dynein intermediate chain binding. Gene Ontology annotation, biological process: microtubule-based movement. Bases 125 to 475 code for a protein of 116 amino acids.
AGCAAACGUCAAACAAACAACUUGGAGUUUUCUUUCACUUGUGAGCGUCAAAAAUUUUGUUGUUUUGCUGUAACGAUUUCCAAAACAAAAAAAAACAUUAAUUUCAUACAAUCUUAUUAAAAUCAUGGAAGUGAAAGAGUGUAAUGAUUUGGCAGAAGAGAAUCAAUUUAUCGUGGACGAUGUCAGUAAAAUUAUCAAGGAAGCAAUAGAAAAUUCUAUCGGAGGGACUGCAUAUCAACAUAACAAAGUUAAUCAGUGGACAUCUGCAGUGGUGGAAUCAUGUUUGGGACAACUGACAAAAUUGCAGAAACCGUACAAAUACAUAGUGACAUGCACAAUAAUGCAGAAAAACGGAGCUGGAUUGCACACGGCAUCUUCAUGUUUCUGGGACAACAACACUGAUGGGUCUUGCACAGUGCGUUGGGAAAACAAAACCAUGUAUUGUAUUGUCUCUGUUUUCGGCCUUGGCAUCUAAACUUACCAAUUUUGAUUUAAGUAAACAUAAAUGACUUUACACUGUUGUUGCUUGGAAUACAACCACUAAUUAGACAACUCAUGUAUUAGACAAUAGCAUUGUAAAUUUUAAUAAAGCUGGAUAUGUUAAAAUUACUGUUACAGAAAAAAAAAUAUCAAAUAAGAUGUUGUAAUUCCAAUAAAUAUGUUAGGAUAAAAAUUUCACUGUAAAUGUUAUGGAAAGAUUGCACUUUUGUUUCAGUGAAGUGUAUUGUUUGUAAAUCAUGCUAAGUCAGUAGUCAUUCUGUGUGACGAAAAUAUACCUGCUUACCUGAGGUAUAAUAUUGGUAAAAUUAUUUGCAUGGUUUGUAAACAAUGUACAGACUUUAUAGUCAUACUUAAUUUUAAGUAAUUAGGAUAUAUUUUCGUACUCAAUAAAAUAUAUCUAAAUCUA